CCCGAAAACUCGCUCGCUUAGAGUGAAAUUUUGUCCACCCGCGAGCUUCUUGACCGAUUCCUCCGCAAACCAACUAACCGACCAGCAACCACAGAACACCAUCGUCGACCACCGAACACCGCCAAGAUGACGAAGGGUACCUCCUCGUUUGGUAAGAGACACAACAAGACGCACACCUUGUGCCGUCGUUGCGGUCGCCGAUCGCUUCACAUCCAGAAGCACACCUGCUCCUCCUGCGGUUACCCCUCGGCCAAGACCCGCAAGUACAACUGGUCCGAGAAGGCCAAGCGGAGAAAGACCGUCGGUACCGGCCGCAUGCGCUACCUCAAGGACGUCUCGCGCCGCUUCAAGAACGGCUUCCAGACCGGUGUCCCCAAGGGCUCUGCCGGCCCCACUGCCCAGCAGUCGUGAGCUAUGCCGAAAGCGAUGAUUGGGAUGUGAAUCUGGUCGACGUGGGGAGGUAUCUGUGCAAUCGAGGCAUUCGGGCGCGGGGUUAGGGAGACGAGGGAAAGGGGGCGUGUUGCCCGCGGGAAAAAUCAAAAAACCCCUCCGGAACGAUAUCACGAAAAGAACUCUUUUCUUUUUUUCCUCUCCUUUUUACCCCCCGUUUGACUUGAUGAGAGCAAAGCCAAUAUCAAAAAAGGAGUCAAAACAACAAAACCAAACGAAACGGGUGUUUUGCGUUCAUGCUAUCUCGUGCGCGGGCAAAAAAGGGGACAUCACUUUUUUUUACAUUUGGGAAAACGGAUCCUCGAAAAAGAGAAACGGCUUUGCUUGUCUUGUCACUUCGGUGGUCCCAUGCGCCUUGGAAUUUGAGUGAUGGCCAGGUUGUUUCAAGUGGCG
Colletotrichum destructivum is the source of this 843-nucleotide messenger RNA. Its product is annotated as Putative zinc-binding ribosomal protein. Bases 127 to 411 code for a protein of 94 amino acids. Gene Ontology annotation, biological process: translation. Gene Ontology annotation, molecular function: RNA binding; structural constituent of ribosome. The transcript is spliced from 4 exons. The record is from RefSeq and is a predicted model, not a curated record. Lineage: Eukaryota; Fungi; Ascomycota; Sordariomycetes; Glomerellales; Glomerellaceae. Gene Ontology annotation, cellular component: ribosome; cytosolic large ribosomal subunit.